AUGGGAUUAUUUAAAAAGUUGAAAGGUAGAGUCGAAGAGACACUUGAGGAAUUGAAUAUCAAUGAACGUCCAAGAUACCAACAACCAAUAUAUAGUUCAGGAUACCAACAACCAAUCGGACAGAACUUGGCGCCGGCUAUUCCGGAAAGGGACUAUUACAACUGUAACAAUAAUAGUGGCAGCAAUCGUAAUGGUGGUAACCAUAAUAAUUAUAAUAGCGGUGAGCAGCUGAACAAUGUGAAGGGUCAAGGAAAUUCAGGUAAUGGAAAAGUGGAUGAUUUGUUUAGCGAGCCAAUAUCAUUGGAUGGCCCAGUUUCGCAGAUCCCAUCUUCAAACAACCAUCCAGUUCCACUUCCAGAGUUUUAUCAGCAGAAGGGACCAAUCGAAACGAACAACUUCUACGGAAAUAUGCUUGUGGAAAAGCAAAACUUACCAGUUUGGACUCAUCCUUACAGUUUGUGGAAAUGUGACGAUGAUCAGUUCUGGGGUCUUGCCGUUUCCUGCACCACGGCCAGCCAGCGGGUUUUUGGUGAUGAUCCCAACUCAAAUCCGUGCAAGUACUUUUUUUCGCCGGUUGGGAUCUGCUCGAUUUCUCUAGGAGCGUCUGAAUUUCAGUGUGGAAUCAGAUUUAGAAUUGGGGAAUGUAAACGAUUCAGCUGCGGUGUGGAAUUCACUGCUGCAAGCGGUGGAAAUUCUGGCAAGAUGACCUCGAAACUUGUCCAAGGUAUGGGUCUCAUAACUGCACUCUAUUCAGGAAACAUCCAUCCCAGAAUUACGAGCAAAGUGGGUUUCCAAAGGCUGGAUCCCAAAGGAAGAACUGCAAAUGGACUCUACAAGUUUAUCCUAACACUAUUCGAUUCAUCCAAAUGGGUGCUUUUUUCGAACAUGGACGCAUUUAGUUUGAGAAAUGCCAAUUGCAUUGAGUCAUCUUCUUUUCAGAAUAGUGCCAUCAUUCAGGUGGGAAGAGUUCCCAAGAACGGCGAUGAGGGUGCCUAUGAUUUGGCUGCUGGUGCCUAUGUUGAGGAUGUGACACUUUCUGGAAAUGUAGGUAACCAGAACAAUGCACAGUACAGCUUUAAUUACAGAAUUGGAGGUAGAUCGAGUUCAGGAAAGGUUGUGCAAUGGGCAUUACCUCAUCAAUAUCACUCUGCAGACAAAUGUAUGAGUAGUGAACGCAUCUCGAAUGCUGAGCUAGACUCCACGUGCAAAGGUGUGAUGUGGGCAUAUCUAACAAAGCGGUUUGUGAUGAAUGAGCGAUUGCCACCCCAGGAAUUGCAGUUCGAUCCAUAUGUUGAGGGUAAAGGAUGCACUGGGUACUCAGAGCAGGCGAUAAGGAGAAUCAGGGAGGUCGCAAGCCGAGAAAUAGACUCGUUUGAUGUGGUCAACGCGUCCAACACAGACUCGAUGUACACGUCAGGAAAAAUCCUUGAUAAAGGGGCAUUCAUGUUGUACGUGGCCGGAUUCGUGCUUAAGGACGAGCAGUUGGCGAGAAAGCAGCUUUUGAAGAUGAAGCAGGCAUUUUCAAGGUUCAUACAGAACAAACAGCAGGCUCCAUUAGUGUACAACAGCACAUGGAAGGGAAUAGUGAGCUCGGCAGGAUUGAAAGAUGGAAAUUUCUACUGUGACUUUGGCAACUGCUUCUACAACGAUCACCACUUCCAUUACGGCUAUCAUAUCCAUGCAGCAUCCCUAGUGGCACUAGCUGACCGCAAGUACGGUGAUAACACAUUCUUGAACGAGUGCAAGGACUGGGUUAACACCUUGGUGAGAGAUGUUUGCAACCCGAGUGAGAAAGACAGAUAUUUCCCAGUAUUCAGAUCGUUUGACUUCUUCAACGGCCACAGCUUUGCAAACGGGCUGUUUGCACACGGAGAUGGAAAAGAUGAAGAGUCGUCGAGUGAAGAUUAUCACUGCUACUACGGUGUGAAGCUGUGGGGAAGAGUUAUUGGAAAUGUGCAGUUGGAGCAGUUGGGAUCGCUAAUACUUGCCAUUGAGCGCCGAGCAAUGAACUUAUACAUGCUUUACUCGAGUGACAACGAUGUGGUGCCGGCGAAUUUCAAGGCGAAUAAGGUGUCUGGCAUAUUAUUUGAGAAUAAAAUCGACCAUGCUACUUACUUUGGGAUGAAUAAGGAGUUUAUUCACGGGAUCCACAUGAUUCCAAUCACGCCAAUGUCGAAUUACAUGAGAAAGACGAGGUUUGUGAGGGAGGAGUGGGAGCAGAUGAGGUUGGGAGAGUUGGUGAGGGGCAUUGAUUCAGGAUGGAAGGGGCUUUUGUACUUGAAUUCGGCCGUAAUCGAACCAGGGGAAGCAUGGAAAUUUUUCAAUGAUGAGAAUUUCCAGGAUGCAUGGUUGGACAACGGGAUGUCGCGGACUUGGUGUCUGGCAUAUUGUGCCGGGAUGGGAGGGAUAUAA
Brettanomyces bruxellensis is the source of this 2412-nucleotide messenger RNA. RefSeq lists its product as uncharacterized. The coding region runs from base 1 to 2412 and encodes 803 amino acids. The record is from RefSeq and is a predicted model, not a curated record. The transcript has a single exon. Gene Ontology annotation, cellular component: cell surface. Gene Ontology annotation, molecular function: endo-1,3(4)-beta-glucanase activity; glucan endo-1,3-beta-D-glucosidase activity. Lineage: Eukaryota; Fungi; Ascomycota; Pichiomycetes; Pichiales; Pichiaceae.